AUGGAGACUACUGUUGCUGAAGCAAUAAAUAAACAUAUGAACAUCACUGUAACCGAAGAACAUUUGAUAUCAGAAUUCGUCAACUAUUUUUUACGUACGUAUGCAUACUUGAUUAUCGGCGUAUUGCUCGUAGUGGUCAAUAUCCCUAUCUCUCUAAUUGUGAUAACAAAUAAAGCACUCAGGAGCUCUUACUUAGUUCUUGCGGUUAUUUUCCUUAACAGUGGAUUUAUGGGGAUCAGUUCGAUAUUACUUGGAGUGAAACGAUUAAUUGAUACUGUUGAUGGAGAGCGAUGUAUCGAUCAUCACAAAUGCGUCCUCAAU
Messenger RNA from Acanthocheilonema viteae, 321 nucleotides. The record is from the annotation of a GenBank genome assembly. NCBI's taxonomy places the organism in Eukaryota, Metazoa, Nematoda, Chromadorea, Rhabditida, Onchocercidae.